Tripterygium wilfordii is the source of this 3415-nucleotide messenger RNA. RefSeq lists its product as uncharacterized. The transcript is spliced from 6 exons. Lineage: Eukaryota; Viridiplantae; Streptophyta; Magnoliopsida; Celastrales; Celastraceae. Gene Ontology annotation, molecular function: chromatin binding. Bases 1018 to 2841 code for a protein of 607 amino acids. The record is from RefSeq and is a predicted model, not a curated record.
UUAGAGUCCCCAUUCACCACCUAUUUCUCCCCUACCGGCUGGUCCAUCUCUCCCUCUCUCUCUCUGCCGAACUCCUGCAACUUCAAACUACCCAUGAAAAUGGCUGCCUUUUUUUCUUUCUCCUUCUCUCACCUCACUCAUUUCUCUUCCUUCAUUUAGUCUAUGCUUUCACUGUAACAACACGAUGAAACAGGUACAAGAGCAUAUGUUUUUGAUUCUCUUUUGAACCUAUUUGAGUCAGGAUCACAAGUUUAAUCUUGUAGAACCUCUCAAGUUCUUACUUUUUCCCCUCAAGGUUGGGUAUUUUGGUUUAAAGUUCGAUGCCCAUUUGGUGUUCUUGAUGAUUCUCUUGGUUAACUUAGUCAAAGCCAUACCUCGGUGCCUCUUGGCGCUUCGAAGGUGGGAUUUCAGCUGUCUUGACUUGGUUUCUGAUCUGUUUUCAGAUCUUCAACGGCUUGAUGUCUCUGGGUUCUGGUCAGUUUUCUCUGCUAACCCCCUAUUGUUUGGAAGAAUUUUCUGAGUCAGAGCUCUAGAAUUUUGUGGUAGCUUCUAGCGUUUAAAAUUUAGAUGAAGUGCAGCUCAGGCGGUGGUAGUUGAGCAUGUGUAAAGCUCUUCAAUCGUUUCAAGGGUGUUGAUUCCUGGGGCAACUUGUUAGCUUUGUUUGGUAAUUUUUAGUUUUCUUCUGUUUAACACGUUUGAGGCUUAUAUGGUUAUGGAAUUAGGGCUUCUGGUAUAUUGCAGAUGCUAGAAGUUUGGAUUUUGCUCAGUUCUGUAUGAUUUUGUUCCUGUUUUCCCACCGAGGGAAGAGAAGUCAUUGAUAUGUAUAGGGUUCAUCAUCAAUCAAGGGCAACAAUCUAUGGAAACUUUUGAGCCUUUGUGAGAAAGAUCGUAUGUUCUUGUUACUUGUUAGGAAACUUAUUUGAUGGUAAUUUGAACCUUUUUUCCAAUUGCCAUAUCUUAUGGGAUCUUUAGCUAUAUAAUUAUAAUUGCUAGUAGGUUCUUGGUGCUUUCAUCAAAAUGGUUGGUAAUGAUCCCUAUUUUGUGGAGUGGAACGAGCAAUUUGUGUCUCAGGAGCGUGGGAACCGUGUGGUUCACUAUUAUUUGAAGGAUUCCAAUGGAGAGUCUAUUCUUGCAAUUGUGGGUACUGAGAGGAGUGUUAGGCACAUGUUUUAUGUUGUUGCUGAGGAAUUUGUUCGAGCUUAUGGUGCUCAAAAUUCCAUCCAUGCCGGUUUCAAAUGGAGAUCGAGAAGGGAAGUUGUGGAUUGGCUUACAUCUAUGCUAUCAAAGCAGCACCUGCAGGGAGAUCUUUCCAAAUCGCAGGAUGACAUGGCACUAGAUUAUCCAGAAAGUGCAAUAAAUGUAUUUAGUAGUCAACAGAAACAGCAGAUUCGUCUGUCAAAGAAUUUUUUUGCACGCAAUUCUGACAUUGUGUGGUCUGGCAUUGCAUGGAGAUGUGGGAAGAAGCUCAGGCAUUACCCGGCAUUUUGCAGGAAUGGGAUUACAAUAGGGGUUUCAUCCUUCGUCUUUGUCAUGGCUAAGGGAGAGAAUCACUACAUUGCGUAUUUGGAAGAUAUGUAUGAAGACAAGAGGGGGCAGAGAAAGGUCAAAGUAAGGUGGUUUCACCAUAAUCAGGAAGUCAAGGGUGUAGUUCCUCUACGAAAUCAUCACCUAAAAGAAGUAUUCAUAACACCGCAUUCGCAGGUCAUUAGCACAGAGUGUAUUGAUGGUCCUGCUGGAGUCUUAACCCGAGAACAUUAUGAUAAAUGCCUGGCUGUUUUUCCUGAAUCUUACCUGGCCAAAGUACACCUAUGCUCUAGACAGAUCAGAAACAAUAGGGUGAAGCCUUUUGACGUAAGUAAAUUGCGUGGCUAUUUUGAACAACCGAUUUUGUCAUGUAUGAAUUCAAACAGCUUCCGGGAGCCUGACUUCAUAUCCCGUAGUCUAACUGACGAAGAAGAUGAUGGGUUAAGCUCAGAAGAGAAAACAGUGCUGGGAGCUAAGAGGACUAGAAUUGAUAGAGGGUGGCAAACAGUUGGGAAAGAGCGACCAGGAGUCAAAUUUUCUGGCAGACAGUGUGAGAUGAUGAAUCUUGAACCCGGAUACAAGAACUUAAAAUAUGGAGAUGAGACACUACUUUCCCUCAUGCAUGUCGAGUGUCGGCCAUGGUAUAAUCCAGUUUUUAAGGUUGAUGACAAGAUCGAAUUGUUGUGCCAGGAUAGUGGCAUCCGUGGCUGCUGGUUCAGGUGUACAGUCUUGCAUGUAUCCCGUAAACAGAUGAAAGUUCGAUAUGAUGAUGUUCAGGAUGAAGAUAGUCAUGGAAAUCUUGAGGAAUGGAUCCCAACUUUCAAACUUGCCAUGCCUGACAAACUUGGCAUGAGGUGCACGUGCCGCCCAACAAUCCGACCAACUCCUCCUAAUGAACAAGUGGACCUUGUAAUUAAAAUUGGGGUUGCAGUUGAUGCAUGGUGGAGCGAUGGCUGGUGGGAAGGGGUUGUAACUGGAGUUGACAACUCUGCUGAUAAUAAUCUGCGAGUUUAUUUUCCUGGCGAGAAUUUAUUUUUGAACAUACACAAAAAGGAUCUAAGAAUCUCCAGAGAUUGGGUGGGUGAUCGAUGGAUUGAUAUUGAGGAAAAGCCUGACAUACUCUCACCUAUAGAUGCAGCCAACCCCGAAAUGAAAAAUCCCAUUUCCUCAGCUAAGGACAUCAAGUUUGAUCUUCUUGAUAUGACCUCUACUGAAGUUUCUACUGAUAGGAAACUUGAAAAUGUUGAAGAACAAAAGACUGAUUUAGCUGCGUCAGCCAGCUCCGGUAGACUUCCGGAAGACAUCAAGGAGAAUUAAGAAGCCUUAUCAUUAGAAGGUGAAAUCGUGGGGGAUGAUGGUGAUGAUGUCUAUCUCACUCAUGUCAAUAUGGAUGAUUUCAAAGGUAAUAAUGAAGGUGAUGCCAGUGGUGAUAAUGACAAUGACGAGUCAGAGAUGGAAGUACAUGAAACUUCUGGGCAGAAUUGUAAAGUUGUAGAACUAAUGGAAUUGACUGCGUAUGGUGAUUAGCUAAUGCUUGAGGUGUUUAGGUCAACAUAGUUUGUAAAUAUUCGCAUGGAUGUUACUUGUUAGGUAAGCUAUUGUGUUUUAGCUUUGACGCGGUGGGGUUUGUAGGUUGUACAGCAGUAAAGGUAGAUUCUUGAGGUUUCGGUUUGAUUGUGCGAGAACCUCCAUUUAGUAGUAAAGGUAGAUUCCUGAGGUUUUGGUUUGAUGUACGAGAACCUCCAUUUAGUUCCCUUCAAUAUAAGCUGUUCCGAAUGAUCAGCUCUUACUAUAUCUUCUGCCAACGAAUAUGUACUGUUAUAAUGAUAUAGUUUCAUCUCUGCUCUGUAUUUACUGUCUUGACUGCAUAUGAAUCUGUCGAUUGUGAUUA